GAAGGGCUGUAAGCCCCUACAGCGUCACAAAACGUGUACAAACUAGUGGCGCUGUCUGUGUUGAUUAAAAUGUCCGAAUCAUGCAGCUUCAGGGCUGGACUGUAACUCGUCAGAAAAAAUAGAGAAAGAGGAAGGAAGACGUCCAGUGACUCGCAAUAAUAUGAGAUCUCGUCGCAGCGUUUGCAGAAAGUCCGUCCAGCUUCUCGGACCAGAAAGUGCGCGACGGUAGAGAGUGCACGGGAGUGUAAGCGAGCUGGAUUUUUUAACUCGUGUUCGCAUGUGACACAGAAAGAUGUUGCGUUUUCCUAAAGAAGGCCGUGCAACGACCGAAUGAUCAUUCUGCAGAGGGAGGGAGUCGGUACUCAUCGCAGAAACUGCGCCUGAAACGAACCUCGGGAACCAAAAGAAAAGAAGGCUUUGGUGAGCUGUGGGAGCGCCGAGGCCGAAUCGCGUCUGCCUUUCACACUCCGUGUUGAUCAGAACAGACUCUCCUCCUCUGCGGGUCUGAAAAUAUGAUGAUGUCACCGAGUCGCCGCUUUUUCUUUCAGACAUGGCGGAGCUGAAGUUUUCAAACUUUCCUUGAUGAUUAGGCCCAGCUGUCUCUGCUAAUGGAGCACAUCCAGGGAGCCUGGAGGAGCAUCAGUAACGGCUUUGGGCUGAAGGACGCUGUGUUCGAGGGCUCAUGCAUGUCCCCCACCAUCGGCCAUGGCUUCCCCUUCCAACGCCGCCCCUCAGACGAGUCCAACAAGGCCAGCAGCACCAUCCGAGUCUUCCUGCCCAACCAGCAGCGCACUGUGGUGAACGUGCGGCCAGGUCUCACCCUGCACACCUGCCUCAUCAAAGCACUGAAGGUGCGCGGACUCCAGCCGGAGUGCUGUGCUGUGUUCCGGCUCCACCCAGGACAGAGGAGGAAGACCCGGGUGGACUGGAGCACGGAUUCCGGCUCGCUGAUCGGAGAGGAGCUUCUGGUGGAGGUGCUGGAUCACGUUCCCCUCACUACACACAACUUUGUCCGGAAAACCUUUCUGAAGUUGGCCUUCUGUGAUAUAUGUCAGAAGUUCCUCCUCAAUGGCUUCCGCUGCCAAACGUGUGGCUACAAGUUCCACGAGCACUGCAGCACCAGGGUGCCCACCAUGUGUGUGGACUGGAGCAACAUCCGCCAGCUGCUACUCUUCCCUACUCCUGGAGAGAGUGGAGGGCCUGUUCCGCCGUCCCUAACCUCCCGCCGUGUUCGAGAGUCCCUCACCCGCCUCCCAGCCAGCCCGCAGUACAGACACUCGAAUCCCUACGCCUUCAACGACACAUCUCCCUACCCACCAUCAGGGGGCGCCCUCUCCCAGAGGCAGAGGUCAACGUCCACGCCCAAUGUGCACAUGGUCAGCACCGCCCUGCCUGUGGACAGCAGCAUGAUCGAGGAUGCCAUACGAGGUCAUGAAUCAGGAAGCCCCAUGAACCUGAGCCCCACAGGAUGGUCCCAGUCCAAGCCCGCCGUGGCCACGCCCAGGGAGCGGGGGUCCACCUCCGGCACACACAAACACGACAAAAACAAAAUCCGUCCCAGAGACAAGAGGGACUCCAGCUAUUACUGGGAGAUCGAGGCCAGCGAGGUGACGCUGCUGUCGCGCAUCGGCUCCGGCUCCUUUGGGACCGUGUACAAAGGGAAGUGGCAUGGUGACGUGGCAGUGAAGAUUCUGAAGGUGACCGACCCCACGCCGGAGCAGUUCCAGGCCUUCCGAAACGAGGUGGCAGUGCUCAGGAAGACCAGGCAUGUUAAUAUCUUGCUGUUUAUGGGCUACAUGACGAAGGAGAACCUGGCCAUCGUCACGCAGUGGUGUGAGGGCAGCAGCCUCUACAAGCACCUGCACGUCCUGGAGACCAACUUCCAGAUGUUCCAGCUGAUCGACAUCGCCAGGCAGACGGCACAGGGCAUGGACUACCUGCACGCUAAGAACAUCAUCCACCGAGACAUGAAGUCCAACAACAUCUUCCUGCACGAGGGUCUGACAGUGAAGAUCGGGGACUUCGGCCUGGCCACAGUGAAGGCCCGCUGGAGCGGCUGCCAGCAGGUGGAGCAGCCCUCGGGCUCCAUACUGUGGAUGGCUCCUGAGGUCAUCCGGAUGCAGGACGAUAACCCCUACAGCUUCCAGUCGGACGUGUACGCGUACGGCGUCGUCGUGUAUGAGCUGAUGUCUGGGGAGCUGCCCUACUCACAGAUCGCAAACCGAGACCAGAUUAUCUUCAUGGUGGGGCGCGGGUAUCUCUCCCCAGACCUCAGCAGGCUGUAUGAGAGCUGUCCCAAAGCCAUGAAGAGGCUGCUGGCUGACUGCAUCAAGAAGUCCAAGGAGGAGAGACCCCUCUUCCCUCAGAUCCUGUCUUCCAUAGAGCUGUUGCAGCACUCUCUGCCCAGAAUAAACCGCAGCGCGUCCGAGCCCUCCCUGCACCGCGCCUCUCACGCGGAGGACAGUAACUCCUGCACUUUGACCUCCAUGAAGCUGCCUGUCUUUUAGAUACGCCCUCCUCUCCCAAGGCCCGCCUUCCUGCUCCAAACUCCGCCCCCUCGGCCCAUACCCUGCCGCAACAGCCUGAACACACAGAGGAGCAGUGCUGUGCAGUGAGAGUGUGUGUGUGU
Megalops cyprinoides (Indo-Pacific tarpon) is the source of this 2629-nucleotide messenger RNA. RefSeq names its product RAF proto-oncogene serine/threonine-protein kinase-like. Gene Ontology annotation, cellular component: cytosol; mitochondrion; plasma membrane. Lineage: Eukaryota; Metazoa; Chordata; Actinopteri; Elopiformes; Megalopidae. Gene Ontology annotation, molecular function: protein kinase activity; ATP binding. Gene Ontology annotation, biological process: signal transduction; protein phosphorylation. The transcript has 17 exons. The record is from RefSeq and is a predicted model, not a curated record. The coding region runs from base 609 to 2507 and encodes 632 amino acids.